CACUGGGUGCCCAGCAAGGGGAGCCCGGCGGCGGGCGGGGACUUGGGGCGGGACGUGCAGGGUGGAGAAAAGCGCCGGCCCACCGGCCAGCGCCGGGCUGCCUAGGUGAGCGUGCCGAGGCGUCAGCUGUGGACCUGCCAGGUGCCACCAUGUUGUGCUCCCUGCUCCUGCUGCUCCUGGCCAUAGGCAGGGGACAGACAACUCGGCCAUGUUUUCCUGGGUGUCAGUGUGAGGAAGAAACUUUUGGCCUCUUUGACAGUUUCAGCCUGACUCGAGUGGACUGCAGCAGCUUGGGCCCCCACAUUGUGCCUGUGCCCAUCCCUCUGGACACAGCCCACCUGGACCUGUCUUCCAACCGGCUAGCGACCGUGAAUGAGUCAGUGCUGGCAGGGCCAGGCUAUACCACACUGGCUGGCCUGGAUCUCAGUCACAAUCUGCUCACCAGCAUCGUGCCCACUGCCUUCUCCCGCCUGCGUUACCUGGAAUCGCUUGACCUCAGCCACAAUGAGUUGGCAGCCUUGCCAGCUGAGAUUUUCACCAGCUCUUCCUUGAGUGAUGUCAACCUCAGCCAUAACCGACUACGGGAGGUCUCAAUAUCUGCCUUUUCCACCCACAGCCAGGGCCGGGCACUGCACGUGGACCUUUCUCACAACCUUAUCCACCGCUUGAUUCCCCAUCCAGCCCAGGCCAGCCUGCCUGUACCUACCAUUCAGAGCCUGAACCUGGCCUGGAACCGGCUCCAUGCUGUACCUGAUCUCCGAGACCUGCCCCUGCGUUACCUGAGCCUGGAUGGGAACCCUCUGGCUACCAUCAACCCCGGUGCCUUCAUGGGGCUGUCGGGCCUCACCCACCUAUCACUGGCUAGCCUACAGAGUGUCCUCCAGUUAGCACCCCAUGGCUUCCGUGAGCUCCCAGGCCUGCAGGUCCUGGACUUGUCAGGCAACCCCAAGCUCCAGUGGGCAGGAGCCGAGGUGUUUUCAGGCCUGGGCUUGCUGCAGGAACUAGACCUGUCAGGUACCAGUCUGGUACCCGUACCUGAGAUGCUGCUCCAUCACCUCCCUGCUCUACAAAGUGUUAGUGUAGGUCAAGAUGUGCGGUGCCGGCGCCUGGUGCGGGAGGGUGCCUACCCCCGACAGCCUGGCUCCAGCCCUAAGGUAGUCCUACACUGUGGAGACACCCAGGAAUUUGCUGCCAGGGGCCCAGACAUCUUGUGACAAAUGGUGUGGCCUGGGGCCACUUGACAGACUGCUGUCCUGGGCUUGCUCAGGUCUCAGCUAACUUAUGUUUUAACGUGCCAAUGCCUGUGGGGAGUCUACAGGCCUAGGUGAUGGCAUCUCAGUAAAGUUGUGGGCCAGGGA
Messenger RNA from Phodopus roborovskii (desert hamster), 1358 nucleotides. It is a transcript of the gene Tsku, whose product is annotated as tsukushi, small leucine rich proteoglycan. Gene Ontology annotation, molecular function: protein binding. Lineage: Eukaryota; Metazoa; Chordata; Mammalia; Rodentia; Cricetidae. The record is from RefSeq and is a predicted model, not a curated record. The coding region runs from base 150 to 1214 and encodes 354 amino acids. Gene Ontology annotation, cellular component: extracellular matrix. The transcript has 2 exons.